AUGGAUGAAGCUAAUGAUAAUGCUAAUAGAAGACAAGCACUGCCUGCACCUAUUCACACUAAUGUUGAUAAUAGUUUGCCGGGUCCAGUCAGUGCAUUAACACGCAGAGAGCAUAUUACUGCACAUUCACAUGAGCGCAGCAGAUCCUCGUCAGUCGAUGAAUCGACUGUUGAAGAUUGGACUAUUGACCGAGUAGUGCAGUGGUUAAGAGAUAAUGGAUUUAGCAACUAUAUACAGCACUUUAUUGAUAAUAAUUGGUAUGGUAAUGCAUUCUUUGCAUUAACUAACAUACAAAACGUAAAGGUACCAAAAGGAGAUCGAGAUCAGAGAUUCAAGCUUAUUACCGCAAUAAGAAAAGUAGCUGAGAAGGCCGAUAUCAAAACGGAACCGCAAUCUGCAGUGGACCAUUCCCCAGACAGUGCCCUUUCCCUCAUGCUUCCAACGAUGAACUUUUUUGCAGGGACGUCAUCUCCUACGACAUACACUCAACCACUACCCGUUCGAGUAAAUUCUGAACCCAAGAUUCCUCUUUCUUUGAGACUGACAUCAAGUACAAAUGAUCUAAAAAGUCAUCUUAAUCUUGGUGAACGAUCAUCUUCGCUCUUGUGGCGCUUAAAGAAAAUAAUGGCAACUUUGGAUAAUUUAAACUUCCGCGUUGUUGAUAUCAGUGACCCGGAAGACGUUAACAAAAUCAAGGACAAAGUAUUAUUUGCACUAGGUGUUAAGGGUGACCAUGACCACUAUGUUUUCUAUGCAACUGAAAUUGAUCUGGACAAACUUGGCGAAAGUCUUAAGGACGAAGAAAUAAUAGAACGAUGUCGGAAUGCAGAUACGAAGGGGGCACUAAAAUUAUUUGUCAGACACAUUGCAGUUAAGAUUACGACUUUACCACUGUCACAAUAUGAGCAACGUAGAACUCCAGCUGAUCUGAGAGCAUCAACUAUAUCUAGUUCAUCGUUUACGAAUUUUCUUUAUCAUGAUGAGUUGCAAGAACAAGAAAUGUCGUUAUAUUCUAAACGACCCGAAUCUAUACUUAAUGGUCGCAACGUUAUGAAUAGGGGAUCGAGGCCGGCGAAAUCUUUCAAUGCGUCAUCAUCUAUUCCGACCAGCUUAAGGCCUGGUGGAUUUAUAUCGACCAAGCCAACUAGUUACGAGACAGCUCAUCAACUAUCAUUAUCGGACAAAUCAUCUCAACAAUCGGUUUAUUCAGGCCCAUACAAAUAUCUUAAUAAGAUUAACAAAUCAGAUAUCAGCUUACCAUUACAUUCAUCUAUUGCUAAUAAACCCUAUGAUUCGAUAGAAACCUAUCGGCCGUUUCACGUAAAUGUAUCAGACACAGAUCUGCAGCGGCGAAAACAAAAGUCAAGGACAUUUCCCAUCAGCACUCGGGAUGGCACACAGGAUGACUUUUGUAUAUCAUGUAUAUCUGAAUCUAUAUUGAAUGAGAAACAAAUUGAGGGACCACGCACACAGGGAUACGAUAUUUUUAAUCCAUACGCCGAAGACGGGCGUCGAGCUAGCUUCCAUAGUGAACCCAAUUUUGAAGAUCGGGCUGUAACACCGGAUGUUGAGAAAUCGGCGAACACUGCAGAUGAUGAUUUGCCAUUAUGGCCUAAAUUAGAUAUACCAACACAAACGAACGAUAGUACAGAUGACAAUAAUGACGAUGACUUAUGGAUCCAACCACCUAUACCCAACAAGAACAAUAACAAUGCUCAAUCGGAAACUGCUAAUGACAGCUUAAGCAACAGUUCAAAUCUAACAGGCGACACUUACGUUCCAGAAAACAUACAAACUGACCAGUCAUCUCAAACGUUAAUUGAAUCCAGGUCUUCAGAACAUGAUCCUCCAACUUCUUCCCAUGCAACGAAUGGCCUUCGUCGUAAAAGACACUCUGAUGCAUCAUAUGACUCUGAAACCCCCAGAGAAGCAUCUAAACUUCAACGCACUAUUUCCCUCCGCAGAGGUGUUAAUGUAACCUGGGUGACACGUCCUAGUGCCGAGGAUGUGUACCAUGAUCUGGAUAAGUAUUUUCCGGGACAUGAUCUUGAUAAACCCAUUGCUGAAGGAAACGGCGGUUUGGUGACCUACGCUGAUAACCGUGGAGAGACCCCAACGCCGCCCGUAUCACCGACUACUAAGACGGAAAAACGAGGUGCUCCUUUGCAGCGUUAUAAAUCUAUUCGAUCAGUUGCGCAAGAGGCGAAAGACCGCGAAAAGAAUGAAAAGAAAGAGCGAGAUGCUAGAAAGAACUGGCAGCAGACUACAACUGCUAUUAGGGCUGCUACGAAAUUGAAGAGAAAGGCAACGAAAUUUUGGGAUAAGAGGGUUGUGGAAAUGCGGCCCGGAAGUCAUGGUCAAAACAGUCCGGUCGCAAGCCCUUUAGAUGUUACACCCGAUGUAGCAUUGGCUGAAGCCGGUCAGAACAAAAAAUGUGAACUUAUUGGAAAAGGAACAUUCGGGAAAGUCUACUUGGCACUUAAUGUUUCAACAUCCGAGAUGAUCGCCGUUAAGCAAAUUGAAUUACCAAAGACAAAAGCGGAUCGGCUGAGCGAGAGGCAGAUCAACUUGGUGAAAUCUUUCUAUUCUGAAAUUGAGCUUUUGAAAGUUCUUGAUCACGAGCAUAUCGUUCAAUAUCUUGGCUACGAUGAAUGUGGGGAUACAGUUAAUAUUUUCCUCGAGUAUGUCAAUGGUGGAUCGAUUGGUACAUGUCUGCGAAUUCAUGGUCGAUUUGAGGAGCCAGUAGUUAAAUCAUUUACACGGCAAAUCUUACUGGGUUUGGAAUAUUUGCAUGGGAAAGGCAUUCUUCAUCGGGAUAUAAAAGCGGAUAACAUUCUUGUGGACGAAGAAGGUUGCUGUAAAAUAUCCGAUUUUGGCAUUUCAAAGAAAAGCGAUCACGCAUUCGCCUAUGACAACAUUUCAAACAUGUCUCUUCAAGGAACGAUAUUCUGGAUGGCACCGGAGGUGUUUACAAAUGGUUAUAAUGCAAAAGUCGAUAUCUGGGGUCUUGGCUGUGUGGAACUCGAGAUGUUUACCGGAAAGCGUCCUUGGGAGAAGUUUACCGACGUUGCUGCAAUGUAUCAACUUGGAACAGAGAAAAAAGCGCCACCUAUAAGCGAUAAAAUUAAAAUGUCAGCGGAAGCACGAGACAUGCUGGAUAAAUGCUUUAUAAUAGAACCGGAACUGCGACCUACAGCCGCCGAACUCUCGGAACAUCCUUUUGCUAAAGAAGAUCCUAAAUUUCGAUUUAAAGUGCGUACCAAGUUUUAUAUGUCGUCCUUUUUAUGA
Messenger RNA from Paraglomus brasilianum, 3288 nucleotides. The record is from the annotation of a GenBank genome assembly. Lineage: Eukaryota; Fungi; Glomeromycota; Glomeromycetes; Paraglomerales; Paraglomeraceae.